UCGCCUUCGCCGCUGGAGAGGAGGGGCCCCGCGCCGCCCGCGCCCCGCCUGAGCCGGUGCCUCCGGGGCAGCAAUGGCCGCCUGCGGCUGGAACGCGCUCCUGGCCGCAGCCAGGGCCAGUUUCAGAGGCUCCCAUCUCCUCGUGCACUCCAGUUCUCCAUACACUCCAGCAGUUGCUUUUGUCCAACUAGUGGAUUCUCAUUUGAACUGGACUCAUGUAAGAAACUCUGAGAACCGACCUCACUCCCCGGCUGAAGUUGUGCGAAGGUUUCACACGGCCGCCUGCCCGCGCCAGGAGCUGCGGGAUGAACUCCCCCCACCCCAGAGUGCUGCAAACCAGGGCACCAAGCCUGCGAAAACGCCGACAGAACAAGUCGUGGUGACUCCCGUGGGAAAAAAGUCUUUACGCCAAAAAGUCGUGGAUGAACUGAAACAUUAUUACAACGGAUUCCACUUGCUCUGGAUCGACACUAAGGUGGCUGCCAGGAUGGUGUGGAGGCUCUUACAUGGUCAGGUCCUCACUAGGAGGGAGAGGCGAAGGUUGCUGAGAACGUGUGCAGAUCUCUUCCGGCUGGUUCCCUUCCUGGUGUUUGUCAUCGUCCCCUUCAUGGAAUUCCUGUUACCUGUAUUCUUGAAACUCUUCCCUGAAAUGCUGCCCUCGACCUUUGAGACGGAGUCAAAAAAGGAAGAAAAGCAGAAAAAGAAAUUAAACGCAAAGCUGGAGUUAGCAAAGUUCCUGCGGGAGACCAUUGCAGAGAUGGCCAAAAGGAACAAAGCAGAUACAGGCCAAGGAAAACAAUUCUCCUCGUAUGUGCACCAGAUCCGUCACAGCGGCCUCCAGCCCAGUACCCAGGAGAUCAUACGCUUCUCCAAGCUCUUUGAGGAUGAGCUGACCCUGGAGCACUUGGAACGGCCGCAGUUGGUGGCUCUCUGCAAAUUGCUAGAGCUACAGCCCAUUGGCACCAACAACCUGCUCCGCUUUCAGCUUCUGCUGAGACUCAGAACUAUCAAGGCAGACGAUGAAAUGAUUGCCAAGGAAGGAGUCAACGGUCUAAGUGUGUCUGAACUACAGAGUGCCUGCAGAGCCCGAGGAAUGCGGUCGCUGGGUCUCUCGGAGGAGCAGCUGAAAGAGCAGCUCGGGCAGUGGCUGGAUCUGCAUUUAAAAGAGAACGUUCCACCUUCUCUGCUCCUGCUUUCCCGUGCCUUGUACUUGAUAGAUAUAAAGCCACAAUCUGUUCCAGUUCCACAGAAUAAGGCAGGUGAAACUGCUGAAGUGGUGACAUCUGUUCUUGAAGGUCAAGAGACCCUGGUGGAUCCUGCGCCCGUCAUACAGGGAAGAAAGAAUGAAGAAUUUCUGUCUCAACCAAGAGAGGAAUUGCCAGUCUCAGAAGUGUCAGUUAAGCCUCCCCCACGAGAGGCUGCGAUGGAAGCCUCUCCGGGCAGCAAGGCGGGUGCUAACGGAGUCUAGCCUGAGGCUGGGCAGGCCCUGACCUGGGAGAGAAGAGCUGUUGUCCCCAUGAUGGAGGAGGGUUCUCCAGGGGCUGUGUGACACAGGAGGGGCUCAGUCCCUCUCCUCACCCAGGCUAAGGCUGGCAGGGCCGCACUGCUCCCCUCUUGUACCGCAUCCCCUGCCCCCAGCUUAACUUCUGCUGUAAAUAUGUUAAUAACGGUGCUGCUGUCUGUGCUGUUGCUGAACUGCUGGCUGUGCUCUCCAGCAGAGGAGAGGCAGCUCUUCACUGCCGUGUGGGCCUGGGCACGGAGAGAGCUAGGCCGGGAGUCCAGUAAAGCCUCUUCUGCCGUUUGAAAUCCUCUGCAGGAACAUACACGGGGCUCACAGCUUGUCCUGCUGCCGCUGCUUUACGAGCUUGAGCUCUUGACCCUAGUUAGCACGGUUUAACCAGUAACUAGUGCACAGAAUGACCUGUGUAGCCCUUGUGUUUCGCCGUCACGUUUGCACCGAGGAGAACAGCGGCAGAGAAGGGGGACCAGCACUCCUUGGUGCCGUGGGUGAACUUGACUGUUCAGAAAGACUUUGGAACUCGCUGGGCGAGAGCCGAGCAGGGGAGAGGAGAGCUCCCCCC
Molecule: messenger RNA, 2081 nt
Organism: Athene cunicularia (burrowing owl)
Lineage: Eukaryota; Metazoa; Chordata; Aves; Strigiformes; Strigidae
Gene: LETM2
Product: leucine zipper and EF-hand containing transmembrane protein 2
Exons: 10
Coding region: 74-1468 (464 amino acids)
Biological process (GO): intracellular monoatomic cation homeostasis
Cellular component (GO): mitochondrial inner membrane
Molecular function (GO): ribosome binding
Source: RefSeq, a predicted model, not a curated record